Molecule: messenger RNA, 603 nt
Organism: Micromonas commoda
Lineage: Eukaryota; Viridiplantae; Chlorophyta; Mamiellophyceae; Mamiellales; Mamiellaceae
Exons: 1
Coding region: 1-603 (200 amino acids)
Cellular component (GO): EMC complex
Source: RefSeq, a predicted model, not a curated record
AUGAAGUACACCCUCUCCGACCGCGCGUACUGUAAGCUCAUCCUGCACGCGCUCAAGCACCCGCUGCGGUCCGUGUGCGGCGCCCUCGUCGGUCGGUGCGACGGCGACGUCGUGCAGGUCAUCGACGCGAUCCCGUACCUGCACACCACCGUCGCCACCGCGCCGAACGCCGAGAUCGCGCUGGAGCAGAGCUGCGCGUACGCCGGUUCCGGCGGCAACGCGCUCGUGGGGUACUAUCACGCCAACGAACGGAUGGACGACGACCGCAUGAGCAAGCACGCGGCGAAGAUCGCCGACUGCGUGGAGCGGAACGGCGGGGCGCCGGGCGGAUCCGCGUGCGCGCUGCUCGUCGACGCGUCCGCGCUCGCCGAGGCGACGGAGCGCGGGACGGGGCGCGCGGCGGUGAGGCUGCUGGUGAAGAAAGGGGCCGGGUGGGAGAGGGCGUCGGACCAGGGGGACCUGCGCGUCGGAGGCGGCGCGAACGCGAAGCUCGCCGCGCUCGCGAGGGACGGCAGGGCGAAAGCCGUGUUCGACUUUGACGAUCACCUCGACGACAUAACCGCGGACUGGAGGAACCUCGCCCUCAACGAGGAGCUCGACUGA